Molecule: messenger RNA, 2613 nt
Organism: Rhagoletis pomonella (apple maggot)
Lineage: Eukaryota; Metazoa; Arthropoda; Insecta; Diptera; Tephritidae
Product: SUMO-activating enzyme subunit 2-like
Exons: 4
Coding region: 124-2316 (730 amino acids)
Biological process (GO): protein sumoylation
Cellular component (GO): cytoplasm; SUMO activating enzyme complex
Molecular function (GO): SUMO activating enzyme activity
Source: RefSeq, a predicted model, not a curated record
AUAAAGACAGCACAUCCAGCAGCGUCUUUUUCAGAGGAGGUUAUUGAAUCAAACCGAAUUCGCAUCGUGUGCAAAAAAUAAUUAUUACAAGUUAUACACAAUUCGGUAGAAAAGCAAGUGAAAAUGGCUGCAGCUUUGAAUGGUGUAUUUGCGAAUACUUUGCAGGAGAAAAUUAGAAAAUCUAAGAUAUUGGUUGUCGGAGCCGGCGGAAUUGGUUGCGAGAUACUGAAGAAUUUGGUACUCUCCGGAUUUCCAGAUAUCGAAAUAAUUGAUUUAGACACAAUUGAUUUGAGCAACCUAAACCGUCAAUUUUUAUUUCAUCGAGAACAUGUGGGUAAAUCCAAGGCUCAGGUGGCGCGUGAAAGUGCACUUCAAUUUAAUCCAGAUGUGAAAAUUCAAGCAUAUCAUGACAGUAUUAUGGCAACGGACUAUGGAGUUAAUUUCUUCAAAAAGUUCGACAUUGUACUAAAUGCCCUCGAUAAUCGGGCAGCACGUAACCACGUUAAUCGCAUGUGCCUACAUGCAGAAGUUCCACUUAUUGAGAGUGGUACCGCUGGUUACAAUGGCCAGGUGGAAUUGAUAAAAAAAGGAUUAACUCAAUGCUAUGAAUGCACCCCAAAGGCAAAACAAAAGACAUUUCCCGGUUGUACUAUUCGGAACACUCCUUCUGAGCCUAUUCACUGCAUCGUUUGGGCCAAACAUCUUUUCAAUCAGUUGUUUGGCGAAAGUGUUGAAGAUGAGGAUAUUUCGCCUGACAUGGCGGAUCCUGAAGGUAAUACUGCCGGCGAUGGUGAACAGGAAGUGAAAAUGGAUGCCAAUAUACCAGAGAAUGAGUCUGGUAAUAUAGUUCGAGUAAAUACACGUCAGUGGGCAAAGGAAGCUGACUAUGAUGCGGCUACACUUUUUAACAAGUUCUUCUAUGAUGAUAUAAAAUACUUGUUAUCUAUGUCUAAUCUGUGGAAGGAACGUAAAGCGCCAACACCUUUAAAAUGGGAUAGCGUAUUGGUAAAGAAGGAUAAUGCGGAAAAUGAUAUAUCAGCGGAUGCUUCAAAGGAUACUACGCAACAUUAUCAUAAAGUUUGGUCAUUAGCAGAAUGUUCCACUGUAUUUGCAGAUUGCAUAAAGAAAUUAAAAACCAGCUUCCUCAAGCUUGAUGACGGCGAAGCACUUGUCUGGGACAAAGAUGAUCAACCUGCUAUGGAUUUUGUAGCUGCUUGUGCGAAUAUACGCGCAUACAUUUUUGAAAUUGGGCGCAAAUCACGUUUUGAAAUUAAAUCUAUGGCUGGCAAUAUUAUUCCAGCUAUUGCAACGACUAACGCAAUAACUGCUGGUGUCGUAGUUUUGCAGGCGUUUAAAGUUUUGCAAGGACAACUCGAAAAAUGCAAGUCCGUGUAUAUGCGCUUACGUCAGAACCCUCGUCAGCAGUUGCUGGUACCGGAAAAGAUCCUUACGGCUCCGAACCCGAAAUGUAUAGUUUGUUCUUCUGAACCAGCUGUUCACAUUCGUAUAGAUACGAAAAAAAUGCGAAUUAAAGAUUUCCGUGAUGACGUCCUUAUUAAAACUUUGAAUAUGGUGAAUCCGGACGUUGUUGAGCCAAAUAAGGGCAUUGUGGUUAUUUCUUCCGAAGAAGGCGAAACGGAGUGUAAUGAGGACAAAUUAAUGUCUGAACUGGGCAUCGUUGAUGGUGUAAUUCUCAAGUGUGACGAUUUCUUCCAAAACUACGAGCUCGACGUUGUCGUAAUACAUUUUGAUGCAGAACGCGAUGAGAGUUUAUUCGAAGUAGCUUCUGAAAGCAACCAAAUAAAAGCGAAAGAAAUUGAACCAAUAGCAGCGGAAAGUAAUGGAAAUAAGAAAGCUGAAUCAACAGGUGAGGAAGAGGCCGAAGAUGGCCCAUCUACAUCCAAAAAAAGUCGCAUAACAGAAGUUGUAGAAGACGACGACGAUUUAUGCUUAAUUGAAGAUGACGAUGAAUGUAACGCAGAAGAUAAAGUUGUUGCAGCGACUGAUAAAAAAAGUCGCGUGGCAGAAGUGGCUGAAAACGACGAGGAUUUAUCCUUAAUUGAAGAUGACGAUGUAUGUACCGUCGAGGAUAAAGUUGUAGCAGCGACUGAUAAGUUAACUGUUACCAGCCCUGUUAAAGGAGCAACUGUACCUAAGCUUAGUAACAAACGCAAACCAUCUCCACUGACUGAUGAUGAGGUAACCGAGAUUAAGGAUUCAGACGAUGAGGAAAUAGACGGUCCAACUAAGUCCAAGCGUUUUCGCAGCUCACCGCCUAAAGAUUUGAAUACAUCAGAGGUCAUAAAUAUCGAUUGAAAAAACUACAAUAAUUUUGAUAUUAUUUACUUAUCAAGGUAUUGAGUUAUUAAUACCCUGGUAUUAACUACAUACAGUAAUACAUUAUGCAUUAGGUUUUUGAAUCAAAUCGUCAUGCUUUAUUAAUUUUCAUACUUAUUCUAAAAUUUAAAACCACUCAUUACAUCAGUUGAACAUGAUGGCAUAGACAGGAUUUUAGAUCCUAUUAAAACAAAAAUAUGUAAUUCCGUAAGAAAAUAUAAAACAUAAUCACAACAUCAACUACUUAAAUACAUUUACUUCUACGUUAAAUUAAAA